AUACUCGCAUCCAAGUACUAGCCAUUUAACGCCUACUUCACCAUACAUUAUCGUUAAACUUGGAAUACAAGCGACUAGUAGAUGCCGAAAUUUUAAAGAAACUUUGACUACUGCAGGGAAGAGUUGGCACACCUGACACUCUUCCACUUGUAAACAUGGCACUGUGGCGGUUCGGUGCGGCUCCCCUGGUGGCUCCCCUGAGAUACCUGUCUGGUGUGGCCGCGGUCCCUGGCGAGUGGAGCGGCGUGGCAGGGAGCAGAGCACACUCCACCACGCCCGUCAGGAGGACCAGUAACACCACACAGUACUGCCUGGACGCUGUCAGACGUUACGAUUACGAAAAUUUCCUGGCACUGUUGCUACUCCCCCAGGGUGCUCGAUCUGCAGGGACGGCAGUGCGAGCCUUCAACGUGGAGGUGGCUCAGGUUCAAGAUGUGACCUCCGAGGUAUUGAUAGCAAAAAUGAGAUUGCAGUUCUGGAGGGAAACACUUGAUGAGAUCUACAGUGACGAUGUCCCCCGGCAGCCUGUGGCCAUGGAACUCCACAGGGCCAUCAGAAGGCACCGACUCUCCAGGCGUUGGCUGCGCAGUCUGGUUGAUGCCCGGGAAGAGCAGCUCGAGAGGAGGUACUUCCCUUCCAUAACAGAAUUAGAAGCGUACAGUGAAAAGUCUAAUUCAUCACUUUAUUACCUCAUACUCCAGGCACUGGGUUCAGAAAACCUUCAUGCAGAUCAUGCUGCCAGCCACUUGGGCAAGGCUGAAGGAAUCAUCAAAGCCCUGAGAGGCAUCCCACACAACGCUUCCAAGAGAAAAGUCUUCCUCCCACAGGAUAUCAUGAUGAAGCAUGGAGUGUCACAGGAGGACGUCAUUCGUGGAAGCCGUGAGCAGAAUCUAAAAGAUGUGGUCUAUGAUGUUGCAAGUCAGGCUUAUCAGCAUGUUGAGCAUGCACGCAGCUUCAUGAAGGACGUCCCAAAGGAGGCAAGAGUCGCUCUCCUUCCUGCUGUGUCAGUCUCUUCAUUCCUCAAGACUCUCCAGAAAGCCCAUUUUGAUAUAUUUGACUCAAGCCUCCAACUCAGAAAUAAUUGGCUUCCAUGUUCAUUAUUUUGGGCUAAAGUGUCAAAAAAAUAUUGAAAAAUUGAUCAGCUUAUAUGAAUGAUUUUUUAUAUGUAAUUAUUUAUUGUGGGGUUGUGGUGUGAAACCUUAGGACUCAGCGACCAUCUUGGAAGAGUCAGUAUCUGAUUGUUUUGAUAAGAGAGCAAGUAUUUAAAGCCAGAUAGACAGUCCUGAUUUUUUUUCUCAGCUCUCUUCCUUAUACUGGUCUUUUUUUUCUCUCUCUUUUUUUGAGAAUGUAUGAAAAUGUGACUGAUUCCUACUAGUCUUGUGGUCACUCAUUGAUGCCAUAGAGGCAGCAGGUGUAUUGUACAUAACUAGGGAUAUAAUGUAUGUAAAUAUGAUGUACUAAUAAUUCUGUGCACAACUGCUGGUCAGUCACUCAGGUUAUUUAUUGUAAAUAUACUUAGCAGCUUUCAAUAUCACAACUGAGAUAUUAAGAUGUUUUUUAAUAAAUGAGAUGAAAA
Scylla paramamosain (green mud crab) is the source of this 1576-nucleotide messenger RNA. RefSeq names its product NADH dehydrogenase (ubiquinone) complex I, assembly factor 6-like (gene sicily). The record is from RefSeq and is a predicted model, not a curated record. Bases 156 to 1130 code for a protein of 324 amino acids. Gene Ontology annotation, biological process: mitochondrial respiratory chain complex I assembly; biosynthetic process. The transcript has 7 exons. Lineage: Eukaryota; Metazoa; Arthropoda; Malacostraca; Decapoda; Portunidae. Gene Ontology annotation, cellular component: mitochondrion.